UUGUUUGGCCAAGCUGCAGGAUUGGUGGUUGGUAGUGCCGAUUGACGUGGGGAAUUUACAGGUGAAAGACAAAGCGAGAUAAAAGCUCCCUUUGACGCCCCAGCGCGGAGUGCAGAGAAUAUUGGCACUUGGGCUCUUGCCCCAGCGUUAGACAAAAGAUUUUGUCGAACUACUUGUGUUGCUGCCUUUCGGCUUUGUGAGAACAGCCCUAUUUGGGGAGAGGUUUGCUGAAGGAGUGACUCGGCCAAGGAGACAACAACGCCGAGCGUCGCCACGUCAGUCAGUCGGCCAUCCGUUUGCAGCGGUGGCGGAGGAUGUGAGCGCUCCUUCUCGUAGCUAGCGCCGUGAAUAUGAACAAUGCUGUCUCCUCAGCAAUCAUCCACUGCUCCUCCGCCCUCCACAAUCUUCUUACUCGCUUCCUUACUGACUUUGAUCUCCACCACAGUUCAAGUUGCCUCCUCAUCCUCUGAUGACAGCACCGGUGUUAUCUGCAAUGGUGUGACGUGCGAUUCAAACGCCGGCUGCCAUGACAACCAAUGUACCUGCAAGCUUGGCUGGACGGGCAACGGGACAACUUGCUCUGACACGGACGAAUGCUCUGACCCCCAUGACAACGUUUGUAACCGACUGCAAUCCUGCGUCAACACGCCAGGAAGGUUCCGCUGCUUAUCGAUGGUCCCGUGCCAAGGCAGCCGGUUGGUGAGUGUAGGCCACGGGUUCGGCCUGUAUCCCGUGACGUUCACGCACGCCGAGGCCACGCGGAACUGCCGCGCCGCGCACGCCGAACUGCUACCGUACAGUCUGAUAGACUGCGCUGAAUACGCGUUGCGCAUCCUCGACGACGAGCUGCACAUCGUCAACCAGAUCGUGCUGACGGACAAGGCCAUCUGGCUCAAGGAGACCAAAGUCGAAGCGGAGUCGGGCACCACGCUUGGCCGGACUGCGAGCGGCUUCGUCAACGCCAACAGUCGAUUAUCGGUCUACCUUUGCGUUCAAUACAACAUGUACCUCUGUCCGGCGAGAGAAUCAGAGCAGUCGUCGUCAUCGACGCAUCUCGCCAGACCGGUGGCUCUGUUCGCCGACCUGCAAGCCAACUCCGAGGCACGCCUGGACUCGCACACUUACCAAACCGCACACGACCUGUGUCAACGGUCGGGCAUGCGCCUGCCCGACCCCAGCCCCGACACGACGCAAUGUCAGCAGGAGUUUGCCACCUGGCUGCGCACGGAGGGCAUCAGCGGUGUCGAUGGCAACUCGUUCUGGUCCGCCGCCGGCGCGAGCUCAUCGGCUCUAGCCGAAGGGACCACAACGACAUUUUGCGAGAUACCCAAUAGUUUCAUGUGCGCCGACGGAAUCAGCUUGGUGCAGCCCUCCGGAGAGCACUAUCCAGUUACCUACUCCAGUGCCGUGCAGUCGUGCUCCGAGGCAGGCCUCUCCCUGCCCGCCAACUCUCUGACGUCUCGCACCUGCAAUGCGCUGUUCUUGCUCCAUCUUCGCGUGCUGCGCAAUGCAGAUCUGGGCGUCCCUGGUGUCUCGAUACACUCCUGGGUCUUAAGCGAUGUUGAUGACGAGGAGAAGGCUGCGGAUGUGUCCGGCACUCGUCAUGUCCUUUGUGCUGUGCCCCCUCGUUACUACUGCAAGCAAACAACACUGGGUCUACCGCCGCGCUACCAGCAGGAUUGGCAGAAUGCCACCUUUCAGGACGCAAACACUGCAUGCCAAAAAGCUGGCAUGGAACUCCCCCUGGCUGAUGACGCGGCGUGCGUGGCUGCGUUUCUUCAUCGUCUGGAGCUCUCGUUUUCCUCCUAUUCGUUCACGUUUCCACAGAGCGCCUGGCUACAUCCCGGCAAAGGGUUUGGAGCAUUGGAUCCUGUGCAGUCUAGCGACAUGACAAAGAGAAAUCAGCGAGACGGCCUCCAUGUUAUCUGCGAUCUCACUAGAUACACGUGCACGUCUGGAACGAGUGCUGUGACUCUCAGCACAACGGCGAACACCAGAAACCCUCUAUUCUCCGCCUGCUGGCCUUCGCAUCCUGGCGAUGCCUUUGGCGGCCUGCAGAUUGCUGUACCAGGUCAGCUAUCGGAAGACGUGCUGCAUUGCCGUGCUCAGUAUAAGCAUCGCGUGAACCCCGUGGACGUGGCAAGGCCGUAUGCGCUCGCUGUGUGCCUGAUUCCAAGUCCAUCUUGUUCAAAUUCGCCAUGCUCCAGUAAUGGAGUGUGUCGGGACCUGGAUUCUGGACUGGGUUACGCAUGUCAAUGUGCGGCAUCGUACACAGGCACGGACUGUGAUAAUGCUGGCCCUGUUCUUUCAUCACCUAUUGGAAUCAAUGGACUGGUUGUGAGUGAGGAUGAUGACACAAAGUCAGCAGUUCUGUCCGUGUGUAUCAACUCCACCAUGAAACCAGCACCUCAGAAAGCCAAUAUUGUAUGGAGUCGAGAACAGGGAAGUCCGAUUGAUAUACCACAUCAAGAACAGACAUCAUUGAGUGAGGUUAAUGGUUGUUUCUUGUCCAGUCUUACCAUAUGGUUCCCACUUAUUGAUGGGGCUACUGGAAAUUACACCAUUACCGUCACUACAACUGCCGGUUCUUCAAAACUGACAAUUCCUCUUCGUUUCACCAGUAAGUAUUAA
Messenger RNA from Sycon ciliatum, 2631 nucleotides. RefSeq lists its product as uncharacterized. The coding region runs from base 358 to 2631 and encodes 757 amino acids. NCBI's taxonomy places the organism in Eukaryota, Metazoa, Porifera, Calcarea, Leucosolenida, Sycettidae. Gene Ontology annotation, molecular function: calcium ion binding. The transcript is spliced from 11 exons. The record is from RefSeq and is a predicted model, not a curated record.